Messenger RNA from Knipowitschia caucasica, 378 nucleotides. The record is from the annotation of a GenBank genome assembly. NCBI's taxonomy places the organism in Eukaryota, Metazoa, Chordata, Actinopteri, Gobiiformes, Gobiidae.
AUGGAGAGAGCAGCCGCCAGACAGCAGAGCAUCAAGCCAGGCCCUGAGCUGGGGGGAGAGUUCCCAGUGCAGGACAUGAAGACAGGGGAAGGCGGCCUCCUACAGGUCACUCUGGAGGGAAUCAACCUCAAGUUUAUGCACAGCCAGGUUUUCAUAGAGCUGAGUCACAUUAAAAAGUGCAAUACAGUGAAGGGAGUCUUUGUCCUGGAGGAAUUUGUUCCUGAAACUAAAGAAGUGGUGAUCCACAAGUACAAGACGCCCAUGGCUCAUCAGAUCUGCUACUCUGUCCUCUGCUUGUUCUCCUAUGUGGCGGCCGUCAAGGGGAAGGAGGCGGAGGGCAGGCCCAAACUGAUGUCCCCGCGGCCCUUGCCCAGCUAG